GGGAGCGCACGGCAUCUGCUGAGGCCCAGUCCCGGGCCGCCCCUGGGGCUCCAGGCCUGGCAUGGUUCCAGGGCCCAUGGGAAACUGUGCCAAGCGUCCCCGACAGCGGGCACCUAAGGACCGCUGGCAGUGGCCCAGAUCCCCCCCAGGGGGCUCCCGCCACAGCCCGAGCCCCGGCCCAGGCCCCAGCCCAAGCCCCAGUCCCGAGGAGCAGGGGGGCCCUGGGCCGGGCAUCCAGGGCUACUCGGUGCUCAGCAGCCUGGUGGGGCCAGCCUGCAUCUUCCUGCGGCCCAGCAUCGCCGCCACCCAGCUCGACCGGGAACUGCGGCCAGAAGAGAUCGAAGAGCUGCAGGCCGCCUUCCAGGAGUUUGACCGAGAUCGGGACGGCUACAUCGGCUACCGGGAGCUGGGAGCCUGCAUGCGCACGCUGGGCUACAUGCCCACCGAGAUGGAGCUCAUCGAGAUUUCACAGCAAAUCAGUGGCGGGAAGGUGGACUUUGAAGACUUUGUGGAGCUGAUGGGCCCCAAGCUGCUGGCGGAGACCGCGGACAUGAUUGGCGUCAGGGAGCUGCGGGACGCCUUCCGGGAGUUCGACAGCAACGGGGACGGCUGCAUCAGCUUGGGGGAGCUCCGGGCCGCCCUGAAGGCCCUGCUGGGAGAGCGCCUCAGCCAGCGGGAGGUGGAUGAGAUCCUCCGUGACAUUGACCUCAACGGGGAUGGCCUGGUGGACUUUGAAGAGUUUGUGCGAAUGAUGUCUCGCUGAGCCUGCACAGAAACUGGGGGCAGGAGACAGGACCAG
Messenger RNA from Phacochoerus africanus (Common warthog), 799 nucleotides. RefSeq names its product calcium binding protein 2 (gene CABP2). The transcript is spliced from 7 exons. The record is from RefSeq and is a predicted model, not a curated record. NCBI's taxonomy places the organism in Eukaryota, Metazoa, Chordata, Mammalia, Artiodactyla, Suidae. Bases 62 to 763 code for a protein of 233 amino acids. Gene Ontology annotation, molecular function: calcium ion binding.